AGUAAAGAGACAAACUUCUUUUUUUUUUCCUUUUCCUGGUAAUUCGAUGCUCCUCUUCUUUUCCUUUGAGCCAUAGAAAGUUGCAUUACUUUGUGAAGGGCAGCUAGAGAUUUUUAAUCUAACAGCCCGGGGUUUAGCACUUACUGCUUAGCAGUAGCAGUCGCAACUCGAAAAUAGCAGUAGGAGUAGCCUUUCCCUGCUGCCUUUCUUAAUAAGAGCUAUCUUUGCCUUUCCCCGUACAGAACAGAGCCCUCUUCUUCUUCUCUCUUUCUCUUAUUCUUAAACCCUAAAAGGAGAAACUCCCAAAAACCCAUCUCCCAAAGGGAAUCCUGCAACACCCUUAAUAGCCAGAACAAGACAACCAACACCCUCUUCCUCUCUUUCUCUCGCUCUUUCUGAAACCCCUUUACCACCGACCUUUCUCUCACACAUCUGGAGAAAGGGGAAAGGGGAAAGGGGAAAGAAACCCUCCUUCCAAUGGCUUAAACAACACAGCUGCAGGAGAGAGCAUCCACCAAAAAAUAAGUACAGAGAAAACGCACAGGUAUAUAGUCCUUACACACACACACACACAGAGAGAGAGAGAGAGAGAGAGAGAGAGGGCAACGGAGGAAAGGAAGGUGGUCCAUCUGAAUCAACCUUCCCUUCCCUUUCCCCCCCUUUUUUUCCAGUCGGGGGAGGAGGAGAGGAUCGUCGGGGAGGGUGUCGAGGGCAUGGGCACCGAGCUUGUACUGCACCAAUCACAGCAGCAUCCAGAGGCGACGCCGCCUCGGGUUAGCAGCGGUUUGGGAGGCGAUCGGAAGGCGAGCGCCGUCGUCGUCUCUCGGAAGGGUUCAUCGAAGGACCGGCACACCAAGGUGAACGGGCGGGGUCGGCGAGUGCGAAUGCCGGCGCUCUGUGCCGCCCGGAUCUUCCAGCUGACCAGGGAGCUCGGCCACAAGUCCGACGGCGAGACCAUUGAGUGGCUCCUCCGCAAGGCCGAGCCUGCCAUCGUCGCCGCCACGGGCACGGGCACCAUCCCAGCCUUCUCAUCCGCCGUUUCGGGUCCGAUCCUCCCCUCCGCACCACCAGCCACGGCCACGCCCUCCUCAUCAUCCUCCCCACCUACCUCCUGUUCCGGCUCUUGUUCUGUCUCUGCGUCGACCCCGAAGCCGGUGCAGACCAUGCCCGCGCCUCCCAUGCCGCCCGCGCCUAACCUUUUCGCGGUCUCCGGCUAUGACGCCGCCACAAUCUGCCGGAUGGGCAUGGAGUUUCCUGGCGCGCCCUUCCGGCAGAUGCCAUACAUGGCCAUGCUCCUGCAGCCCGUCUCAGAGGAGACAGAGGAGCAGCAGAGGCUCGACGAAUGAGAAAGUUGAAGAGAACCCAAGAAACGUUUCUUGUCUGACUGCCCAUUCAAAUCGGUCUCUCUCCCACCCUCUCUCUCUCUCAUCUGCUUUGCUGUGGAGAAGUUCCGAGAUCUGAUGCGUUGGAGAUGGGCUUUGUAGAGUUUUCUUUUCUUUUUAACAUGAAUCUUUCUCCUAUAGAUUAUAAGAGCUUUUUCCAUUCAAGAGGAAUAAUGGAGUCGCCCUUUUUCUUCUGUUUGUUGGGGUCCAUGGUGGUCUUCACGCAGCACAAUAACUUGAGAAUUUUCUGAGA
Nymphaea colorata (pocket water lily) is the source of this 1635-nucleotide messenger RNA. RefSeq names its product transcription factor TCP11-like. The coding region runs from base 714 to 1346 and encodes 210 amino acids. Gene Ontology annotation, molecular function: DNA-binding transcription factor activity; sequence-specific DNA binding. The record is from RefSeq and is a predicted model, not a curated record. The transcript has a single exon. Lineage: Eukaryota; Viridiplantae; Streptophyta; Magnoliopsida; Nymphaeales; Nymphaeaceae. Gene Ontology annotation, cellular component: nucleus.